GGAAGAGCAACUGUUGAAAGUGUACAGGGUUUGAUGGAUGAGCAAGGGAUUUUUUGUAUGUUCUUGAAAUAAAUAUUCUAGCUACAUUUUCUUUCUCAACAACGUCGGUUUAUUUAACGAAGUAGACAUGCCUUUAUUUGCGCAGAAUCCAUUCGACCAAGAUGUUGGUAAGUUGAGCGCUUCAUUUGGCAUUUUGGUUCGGAGUAACCUAGCGUAACUACGGUAGCUUCGUAUUUAGCGGAACCACUAGCCCGCGAGCUAACAACAACUAGCUAGCUAACGUUAGCCAGGCUACACUUCUGUAGCUAGUUACCUUGAAAUUCUGAUCAAAUGUGAGAUUAUCCACAUAGCUAGCUAGUUAUGCGGUUUGGUAAACUGUAGCAGACAGUCAUCGGUCAGACUAUGUGCUAGCUAUGUUAGCGAGCGACUACCGUUAGCUAACUACUAAUAGCUACGCUAGUUGUGUCAUCACUUUAUCGUAAUCAACAAUUUUCAAUAACAAGACUGCCUAAACUGCAACAAUAUCACGCAUUCAACAAGAACAACAUUAUCUAGCUAGUUAGUUAAAUUAGCUAGAUUAAUUCGUGAGUUGGAUUAGUUUUAGGUUUACUGAAAGGGAAGUAACGUUAGUAUCUUGUAUACAUUCGGAAAAUAUUCCACAUUUUGUUACGUUACAGCCUUAUUCUAAAAUGGAUGUAAAAAAAUGUUAUCCUCAUCAAUCUACAGACAAUACCCCAUAAUGACAAAGCGAAAAUAGGUUUGACAAAGCGAAAAUAGGUUUUUAGAAAUCUGUCUAUAUAAGGUCCCACAGUUGACAGUGCAUGUCAGAGCAAAAACCAAGCCAUGAGGUCGAAGGAAUUGGCCAUAGAGCUCAGAGACAGGAUUGUGUCGAGGCACAGAUCUGGAGAAGGGUAGCAACACUUUUCUGCAGCAUUGAAGGUCCCCAAGAACACAGUGCCCUCAUCAUUCUUAAAUGGAAGAAGUUUGGAACCACCAAGACCCUUCUUAGAGCUGGCCACCUGGCCAAACUGAGCAAUCGGGGGAGAAGGGCCUUGGUCUGGGAGGUGACCAAGAACCCAAUGGUCACUCUGACAGAGCUCCACAGUUCCUCUGUGGAGAUGGGAGAACCUUCCAGAAGGACAACCAUCUGUGCAGCGCUCUAUCAAUUGGGCCUUUAAGGUAGAGUGGCCAGACGGAAGCCACUCCUCAGUAUAAGGCACAUGACAGCCCACUUGGAAUUUCUCUGGUCUGAUGAAACCAAGAUUUAACUCUUUGGCCUGAAUGCCAAGUGUCACGUCUGGAGUAAACCUGGCACCAUCCCUACGGUGAAGCAUGGUGGUAGCAGCAUCAUGCUGUGGGGAUGAUUUCAGCGGCAGGGACUCGGAGACAAGUCAGAUCGAGGGAAAGAUUAAUGGAGCAAAGUACAGAGAGAUCCUUGAUGAAAACCUGCUCCACAGCGCUCAGGACCUCAGACUGGGGUAAAGGUUCACCUUCAACAGGACAACGACCCUAAGCGCACACAGUCAAGACAACGCAGGAGUGGCUUCGGGGCAAGUCCCUGAAUGUCCUUGAGUGGCCGAGCCAGAGCCCGGACUUGAACCCGAUCUAACAUAUCUGGAAAGACCUGAAAAUAGCUGUGCAGCGACGCUCCCCAUCCAACCUGACAGAGCUUGAGAGCAUCUGCAGAGAAGAAUGAGAGAAACUCCCCAAAUACAGGUGUGCCAAGCUUGUAGCGUCAUAUCCAAGAAGACACAAGGCUGUAAUAGCUGACAAAGGUGCUUCAACAAAGUACUGAGUAAAUUGUCUGAAUAGUUAUGUAAAUGUGAUAUUUCAGGGUUUUUUGUGUUUUGGUUUUUACAAAUUUGUAUAAAAAAACCUCAACUCAAAACUUGUUUUUGCUUUGUCAUUAUGGGGUACUGUGUGUAGAUUGAUGAGGGGGAAAAAAAACUAUUUUAUCAAUUUUAGAAUAAGGCUGUAACGUAAAACAAUGUGGAAAAGGUCAAGGGGUCUGAAUACUUUCUGAUUGCACUGUAGCUAGCAAGCUUAACCCUCUCUAGUAUGAGCAGUUUAGCCAUCAUCUUUGGAACAGAAGCUCUCGUAUAUCUCAUAGUGUCCUUGUAGCUACAGCAAUAUGAAUUUCACUCUGUACAAAAAUAUAUAGUUAGCCAUGUGUAAUGGCUUUAUCAUCACAAAUAAAAUCUGUGUAUUGGUCACGUACACAGAUUUGCAGGUGCAGCGGAAUGCUUGUGUUUCUAGCUCCAACAAAAAUGUGCAGUAAUAAAUAAUACCUACCAAUCACAUAAUCCCAAAAGUAAACAAAUAAAAAUAAAGCCUGGUCCGGGAAGUCGAAUUUCUUGGGAGUGACCGUAGAUUUGAUUGUCGUCUAUAAGUAAUAAUACAAUAAAUGUUCUGAGCAAAUAAAAAAUACUGCUAAGUUGGCUAAGAGCUAGAAACAUGGCGACUGUGUCUGUCGGCACCAUCUUGUAUCACAAAUCAGAUAAGGAAUAAUUAACUUUAUUCCUAGUCUAGUCAUACAACUUCCAGAAUUAUGUAUUAACUGUCAAUCCUGUAAAAAAUAUCGUGGUGAACUAGAAGUAUAAUAGAGAGGUAAUGUUGGCCCAACACAGUACAUGCCAACCACAGAUUGUAUUUUCCCAACUAACCACAUGUAUCCCGGUGUACCACAUUUUCAGAGAAAGCCACCAAUGAAACCAAUACAGUGGAGGACUGGGCCCUGAUUAUGGAUAUCUGUGACAGAGUUGGACAGACACCCAAUGGGUAAGCUGAAAUGCGACUUCCUAUUUCUAAAAUAUCAGCAUUGUUUACAUCACUUGUCAAACUCAUUCCACUGAGGGCCGAGUGUCUGCUGGUUUUCGCUCCUCCCUUGUACUUGAUUGAUGAAUUAAGGUCACUGAUUAGUAAAGAACUCCCCUCACCUGGUUGUCUAGGCCUUAAUUAAAAAGAAAAACCAAAAACCUGCAGACACUAGGCCCACCAUGAAAUGAGUUUGACACCCCUGAUUUACAUGAACCAGAGCACUAGGGGCAUUUCCUGCAGAAAAUAAUUAGCUUAUUUCCAAGUAGCCUAUUUGUGAUUAUGUGCAGCUAGGCAAUAGACUCUAACCCAGUGGUAUUCAAAGUCGGGGUCGUGACCCUACUGGAGGAACUGCAGUGGGGUUGGCAAUUUUUUUUCUUCUAAAAUAAGGUGGGGUUUUUUAAACCAAAAAUGAAGAGUACAGAUAAUUGUAUGGGACAAUAUACAAACUUUUUUGAGAAAGAUAAUUUGAAAAUACAAUUUUAUUGACUACAUUUGUUUUAGUUUAAUCUUGAUAUGAGAUGAACAUUGAAUGAAUUGAAGGUUAUUUGUUGAUGUACAGAUUGAAAUGUACCUAUUUUAAGGUUGUCAUUAUUGGUGGGGUGGGUUCAUUAGAAAUUAUUGUGGGGAAAAAUGGGGUCCCCAGAAAUUCUGCCAGAAAAAAUGGGGUCCCCGCUGAACAAGUUUUAAUGCCACUUCUCUAACCUAACUCCAGGACUCAAGUUUGGAGGUUAUGGGUUAUGAUAUAUAUUUUUUUAUAGCAAUGGCAUUGAAUAGCAAUAACUCAAAAUGCAAUUCAUAACUGUACGAAAAAGUACAACAAUGUAUGCACUCACUACUGGAAUUUGCUCUGGAUAAGAGCAUCUACUAAAUGUAAAUACAGUGCCUUCAGAAAGUAUUCAUACCCCUUGACUUAUUCAACAUUUUGUUGUUACAGCCUGAAUUCAAAAUUGAUUAAAUAUUAAUGUUUUACCCAUCUACACACACAAUACACCAUAAUGACAAAGUGAAAACAUGUUUUUAGACAUUUUUGCACAUUUAUUGAAAAUUAAAUAGAUAUCAUUUACAUAAGUAUUCACACCCCUGAGUCAAUACUUUAUAGAAACACCUUUUCCAACGAUUACAGAUUUGAGUCGUCUGUAUCAGCUUUGCACAUCUGAUUUUGGGGAUUUCCUUGCAGGUUUUCUUAAACUCUGUUAAGUUAGAUGGAGUACAAAUUCUUAUUUACAAUAACGGCUUACACCGGCAAAACCCGGACGACGCUGGGUCAAUUGUGCACUGCCCUACGGGACUCCCAAUCACGGCCGGUUGUGAUACAGCCUGGAAUCGAACCAGGGGGUCUGUAGUGACGCCUCAAGCACUGAGAUUUAGUGCCUUAGACCGCUGCGCCACUCGGGAGCCCUAAUGGGAUUCAAGUCUGGGCUUUGGCUGGGCCACUCAAGGACUUUCGCAUUCUUGUUCUGAAUCCAUUCCAGUGUUGCUUUGGCUGUAUUAGCAAAAAUGUCUAAACUUAUUUUCACUUUGGUAUUGUGUGUUGAUGGGUAAAAAAAUAAUCUAUUUAAUCAAUUUUGAAUUCAGGCUGUAACACAUCAAAAUGUGGAAUAAGUAAAGGGGUAUGAAUACUUUCUGAAGGCACUGUAACUGUAUAUUGAAGAUGGUAUACUUUUGGAAAACUCAUGUAGGAAUAACCUUCUACUUGUUCCAUAAUAACCACGUCUCUACCUGCCAUUCUUCUCCCAGAGCCAAGGACUGCCUGAGGUCUGUGAUGAAGCGAGUCAACCACAAGGUCCCACACGUCGCCAUGCAGGCCCUCACCGUGAGUUCUGAUAACUUACUUUAUUAUUGAUUGUGUUGUUCAAGACACCUGGAGCAAAAGCUGCAUAUCAUUUGGUAGGCCGUUGGUAAACCUACUGCCUAACUGUAUAACAGGUUUAUUAAUAAAGCCAAUGUCAAUAGAGAAAUGGUCUGGAAAAGAUGUGGGGUUAUUGUAAGGUUAGGUGUUUUACUCUGCAUGGUGUCAGGCCCUGGAGCUUGUUGAGUGACUGUGAUCAUAGACACAGUUAAUGAGUAAUGCAUCCUGCUAUAGGAUUGGAUAGCAGAGUUUGAACAGUUUGCUUGUAUAAAGUCUGAGUGUGAAUUUCCUGGUUCAGACAGUGGAUCAAAAACUAUCUGACUGUUGCCAUAAGCCUCAAUGACAAUCUCCAGUCUGGUGUAAUAAAGUAUUUGGGAGGAGUGGUCCAUCUCCUGCUGCUCUUGGCAGUUAUAGAGCUCUGAGCUUGUAACUCUCCCGCUCUGGGCAGCCAGUCAACCAGAGUGUGAUGAUCCAUGGCCUUGAGGAAGUUUUUACUGCUUUGUUCUGUUCUCUCUGCUGCUCAGUGUUGUGAUAGAGUGAUGAUGCUAUGCCUCAGACCAUGUGAUCCUUCUCUCUAUGACUCACCAUUAGGGUAGAUAGUCACAUGGCUGUUCUAUUUUUAGAUUUCUCUCUCUCCUUCCUCACUCAGUCAACUUUAGCUCCCUCUGUCAUAAAAUCAUGCAUAAUUUCACUGGUGUCACAUUUUAUUAAUGUUAAUACAUUUUUCUGUUAUUAAAUGUGGAAGUGAAUAAAAGUGUUAGGCUACAUCUCUUAAUGUAAUGUGAAACCUCAACAUAAAUCAUCCAUACUGACUACUGUACUAACCUGGCUUUUCUCCCUGUUUCAGUUGCUGGCUGCCUGUGUCAAUAACAGUGGAAGAAUAUUUCACUUAGAAAUCUGCUCGCGGGAGUUUGCCACUGACGUCCGAACUGUGUUGAGCAGGGUACGGAAGCUGUCUCAAGUUUUUCUGUUGCAAUAUUUGUGCUGAAUUGAUGAUGUUAAGACUUACACAUGUGAGCAAGCAUAACAAUCAACUGAGAUUGCGUCAUCUGUGGAUCUGUUGGGGCAGUAUGCGAAUUGGAGGGGGUCUAGGGUUUCCGGGAUGAUGGUGUUGAUGUGAGUCAUGACCAGCCUUUCAAAGCACUUCAUGGCUACCGACAUGAGCGCUACGGGGCGGAAGUCAUUUAGGCAGGUUGCCUUCGCUUUCUUGGGCACAGGGGCUAUGGUGGUCUACUUGAAACAUGUAGGUAUUACAGACUCGGUCAGGGAGAGGUUGAAAAUAUCAGUGAAGACACUUGCCUGUUGGUCCGCGCAUGCUCUGAGUACCUUGAAAGCGGCAGCUCUAGCGUUUAGCUCGGUGCGGAUGUUGCCUGUAAUCCAUGGCUUCUGGUUGGGAUAUGUAUGUACUGUCACUGUGGGGAGGACGACGUCGUCAAUGCACUUAUUGAUGAAGCCGGUGACUGAGGUGGUAUACUCCUCAAUGCCAUUGGAUGAAUCCCGGAACAUAUUCCAGUCUGUGCUAGCAAAACAGUCCUGUAGCGUAGCAUCUGCGUCAUCUGACCACUUCUGUAUUGAGCGAGUCACUGGUACUUCCUGCUUUAGUUUUUGCUUGUAAGCAGGAGGAUAGAAUUAUGGUCAGAUUUGCCAAAUGGAGAGUGAGAGAGAGCUUUGUAUGCAUCUUUGUGUGUGAAGUAAAGGUGGUCUAGGGUUUUUUCCCCCUCUGGUUGCACAUGUGACAUGCUGGUAGAAAUGAGGUUAAACGGAUUUAAGUUUUCCUGCAUUAAAGUCCCCGGCCACUAGGAGCGCCGCUUCUGGAUGAGCAAUUUUUUGUUUGCUUAUGGCCUUAUACAGCGCGUUGAGUGCGGUCUUCGUGCCAGCAUUGGUUUGUGGUGGUAAGUAGAUGGCUACGAAUAAUAUAGAUGAGAACUCUCUUGGUAGAUAGUGUGGUCUACAGCUUAUCAUGAGGUACUCUACCUCAGGCAAGCAAUACCACGAGACUUCUUUAAAAUUAGACAUCGCGCAUCAGCUGUUAUUGACAAAUAGACACAAACCCCUGUCCCUCGUCUUACCAGACGUAGCUGCUCUGUCCUGCCGAUGCACGGAAAACCCAACCAGCUCUAUAUUAUCCGUGUCGUUGUUCAGCCAUGACUCGGUGAAACAUAAGAUAUUACAGUUUUUAAUGUCCCGUUGGUAGGAUAGUCUUGAUCGUAGAUCAUCCAGUUUAUUCUCCAGUGAUUGCACGUUGGCCAAUAGGACGGAUGGUAGUGGCGGUUUACCCACUCGCCGACAAAUUCUCACAAGGCACCCCGACCUCCACCCACUGUAUCUCUGUUUUUUCUUCAUGCGAAUGACGGGGAUUUGGGCCUGGUCUCAGGAAAGCAGUAUAUCCUUUGCAUCGGAUAUAUACUCAUUAAAGAAAUAGUCUUUGUCUAGUUCGGGGUGCGUAAUCGCUGUUCUGAUGUCCAGAAGCUCUUUUCGGUCAUAAGAGACGGUAACAGCAACAUUUUGUACAAAAUAAGUUAUAAACAAUGCGAAAAAACAAACAAAAUAGAACAGUUGGUUAGGAGCCCAUCAAAUGGCAGCCAUCCCCUAUGGCACCAUUAUUAUCAUUCAGCUGGCUCUUUAUGUCAAUGUUUUAUUUGUAUCUACCUCUAUCAAAUAAGUAGCCUAAUAAUAAUUACUAUUAUCCCCCCUGCAGGCCCACCCCAAGGUGUGUGACAAGAUGAAGGGGAUGAUGGUGGAGUGGUGUGAUGGGUUCCAGAAAGAUCCACAGCUCAGUCUGAUCAGUGCCACCAUCAAGUCUCUGAGAGAGGAAGGGGUUGUCUUUCCAUCCUCUGGGUCACAGGUAAAGUAGUCAACAGCCUAGCAUUUAUCACCCUAAUCCAGUGUUGCCUCUAUCAUUGUAUAGGCUGGGCAGUCUCCCCUCACUACUAACUCUGUUACCCCCCUGCCUAAAAGAGUUUGGUUUUUAUUUGUUUCAAUUGACAAUUUUGGUGCCAGAUGGUCUGGAUUUUGCUUUGUUCUUUGAGGGCCUCUGCACCUCACCUGGAAAAUAGAGCCAUUUGAACCGCAUUUUUGUCUUUUUUUAAAUUAAAUUUGAGCCCUUUUUCUCCCCAAUUUUGUAAUAUCCAAUUGGUAGUUACAGUCUUGUCCCAUCGAUGCAACUCCCCUACGGGGGAGGCAGUGCCUUAGACCACUGCGCCACUCGGGAGGCCCCCACAAAUAUUUUUUAAAUGUACUAUAUCAGUACUCUACCAUCUUACAGGGCUCUACGCUGAUAUAUAUAUAUUUUUAAUGUUGGAGCACAUAAAAAAAUUCAGGAGAACAAAUGAAUAAUAUAAAUAAAAAAAAAUUAUAUAAGAAUUGCCAGCAAUUGCAAAAUACAGGGUUAAGGAGCACCAGAACAUUUUAUUUGUAAGAUUGAGAUCUAGGCCUAUAUGAAUCCUAGCUACUUUUGGAGUUCAUCUCCUGAAGAAGCUAUUUAUUUUAUUUGGUGUACUUUUUUUCUAGGGGCACUGGUGCUCCCAAAUAUAAAUUCCAGGUAGCACAGCAAAAUAUUUAGGAGCAUAUGCGACCAAAAAUGUAGCAUUGUAGAGCCCUGUCUUAUUGUAGCUGUCGCCAGACUCGCCUACGAAACACAAGACAACUGUUAUUGGCUAACUCCAACACAAAGCUCUCCUCAUGACUUCAACCUGUGGUCCACUGUAAGCAAAUAAGCUCUGUGUGUGUACUUUCACUGGCCCCAGUGCAGUGCGGUCUGUCCGUGUCCUCAGUGUGCUGCUCUCCCAUGUGUUGCCAAUACAGAGGAGGAUGGAGCUUGUCUCUGUAUUUUUUAAGGCAUGACCUCCGAAUGGAAUUUCCUCUAACAUACUUCAUGUAAUAUCUAAGUUCUCCCUAUAAGGGGAUUAGAAUUCCUUUUGUGAUUGUAUGUGAGGGACAGUCUGGUACUUUAUUAAUUUGGUUGAAAUGGUGGGCUGAGUGUCCUAUUCAAUCUUAAAGGCCCAGUGCAGUCAAAAUUCAGUUUUUCCUGUUUUGUAUGAUAUUGUACAACAGCUGAUGAAACUAAAACUGUGAAAACAUUUGAUCAGUGUUAUUUCCUGAUAGUUGCUGGUUGAAAAUACAAUCUACACAAGACCUUCCAAUCAGCAGGUUUGCAUGGGCGGGAGUUUCGGCUUACCAUGGUGACAUUAGCAUGAUGUAAAUUUGUUAAUAGGCCAAUCACAAAGAGUUCCAAACCUCUCUGCCAAUAACAGCUAGUUUUCAAUUUCCCCCUCCCCACUCAGAUCACUCCGACAGUCCAAGCUAAAUAGCCUAGUUUUUUGAUAAAAUCUAUUAAAGUAAAGUACUUAAUUGUUACACAGAAAUGAUUUGUUAUUGAUAUAAAGCUGCUUGAUUGGGCCUUUUAAUAAAUUACACUGUGAAGUAUUUGCUACUGAAAUUGGACUUUGCCCAACCCCUCUCACAGACAACAAUUUAUUCUUCAUACUGUAGUCAAUGUCACUAUUUUCCAGAUGUUAGGCUAUAUUUGUUUGCAUAUGAAGCUCCUGAGUGGCGCAGUGGUCUAAGGCACUGCAUCGCAGUGCUAGCUGUGCCACUAGAGAUCCUGGUUCGAAUCCAGGCUCUGUCGUAGCCGGCCGUGACCGGGAGACCCAUGGGGCGGCACGCAAUUGGCCCAGCGUCGUCCAGGGUAGGGGAGGGAAUGGCCGGCAGGGAUGUAGCUCAGUUGAUAGAGCAUGGUGUUUGCAACGCCAGGGUUGUGGGUUCGAUUCCCACAGGGGGUAUAAAAAAAUAAAUAAUGUAAGUCGCUCUGGAUAAGAGCGUCUGCUAAAUGACGUAAAUGUAAAUGUAAAUGUAAAUGAAGCGAUUGCAUUUUUAUGGCAUUCAUUGUCCUAUUUAAUUUUAGGAGCUCCUUUACUCUUAAGGAAUCCACAUGCUUCCCAUACGAAACAGUUCAGAACAGUGUGUGCAUAUAUUAUGAUGACAUUUUUGUUUGUUUUGGUCUUCGGCAAGUGUUUUAUCGGCUGUUCGUGCACACCAUUUUUCUUGAGGCAAGCAGAAGUCUACGCCCCUUCGUCGGUGAUUGGUCAACAGUAGGGAUUCUUCAAUGAAGUAUUUGUCAUUCAACGAGAGACUAAUUGUUUUCACCCACAUUUCUUUUCACUUGAGAAAUACUGCAGCAAACACCUUAGUUAGAUGUAAAAUUGCGUGACUUAAGAUCUCCUUGACAAAAAUCUCCUUGACAAAAAUUAGAUUAAUUCUGACGCUACUGCUUCUCAAGAUAGACAAACAGUACUAUUGCCGCUUUUUUCUUGUUUUUCAAGCAAAGGUCUUUUAAGGGAGUAUGCGAGCCACUCGUCCCGUUCGCUUAGCCGAGUUUGGCUAGGCGCCAGCCGAACCGAAGCAUGCUGACGCCUUUAUUCGCAUCGCACUCUCUUUACUACCAAAAGACUGCCUGUAAAGCCUGUAGUACCUAUGAAUCCCUACAGGUGGCAUCACAGUCACAGCUAAUCCAAAUCCCCUCUGCUCUGGAAGGCUGUCUCUCUCUAACCAACCGCCUCUUAUCAACAGGGGUCCAGCCUAAAGGGCACCACUCCUGCUGUUAGUAAACCAUCUGACAAUGACGACCUGGCCAAAGGUACAGAUAAUAUCCAACAGAUUCUAGAAUACCACAUAAUAUUACAUUAUGAACUGUGCAUGUUGAAGAAUGAAUUAAUACAUUUAUUAGACACAUUAAAAUCAUUGAGAAUGACACACACAAAAAAGUGUAGAACAGUGUAUUUCCAUUGUGUUCCACUGCCUCUGUCCUCCUCCCAUCUGCAGCCAUCGAGCUGUCCCUGCAGGAGCAGAAGCAGUGUGCGGAGACACGACCCCUCACCGUGACCUCCGACCCCCCCUUCAACACUAACGGGGGCGGCAGUAGCAGGGACUCCCGGAAGGUGCGGGCGCUCUACGACUUUGAGGCGGCCGAGGACAACGAGCUCACCUUCAAGACCGGGGAGCUCAUUCUCGUCCUGGACGACAGGUAGCUAACGACAUGCUAUGGAAACCUGGCUCUGACCCCCUGCUGUGAUGACCGAUAUGAUGGCCUACUGUAUAUGCAUAUAUCUUCAGUCAUAUAUCUAGUGUCCACUCUGUUGUUUUGCAGUGCAUGCAUUCAUUUCAUUUACAAUGGGAAUGGUUUACUUACAAGAAUGUUUGAACUGAUUAAACCAUGUUGAUGCCACAGUGACCCAAACUGGUGGAAAGGAGAGAACCACAGAGGAGUAGGUCUCUUCCCGUCCAACUUCGUCACGACCAACCUCAAUGCUGAGCCUGAACUAGGUACGUUUCCCCUGUCCAGUACCAUACCUUUGUCUCAUCCUGAGGCACGGAGAGUCGUUCUAGUGUAUGGUUUCAUGUUUUCAAUCCUGGCUCUGGAUAAGAGCGUCAGCUAAAUGUCUAAAAUGUCAAAUGUAAAUCCCUCUCCUACCAGUAACGUAUGUGGAGAAGACGCCAGCCCCGGAGGAGCCCAGCAUAGAAGCCAAUGUAGAGCCUGAGCCUGUCUUCAUAGAUGAGGUGGGUGGUUCUACGUACCAGGCCUACUGCAUGGCUGUCCAUACAUGUAGGCCUAUAUCAUGUAUCUUUUUUAUUAGAUAGAAACAGUCCUCCAUCAGUUCUGAUCGUUUGACCAUUGAAAACCCUCAUCAGUCUGUCAGUUGUAACUUAGUAAAACGUUGAGAAUGGUUAAUAAAGUCUGACAUUGCAACUUUGUAUAACAAGCAAUGUAACAUCGUAUAACAAGACUCUCUUUCUCCCCCUCUCCCCCUCUCUCACCCCCACCUCUCUCUUCCUUUUCUCUCUCUCCCUCUUUCCCCCCCUCUCUUGCUCAAUCAUCCCCACCUCUCUCUACCUCUUCCUCCCUCUCUCAUAUCCACCUCUCUCUCCCUCUUCCUCCCUCUCUCAUCCCCACCUCUCUCUCUCCCCUCUCCCCUCUCUCUCUCCCCUCCCCCCUCUCUCUCUGCAGGAAAAGAUGGAUAGAGCGCUCUAUCUUCUCCAGAAUACAGACCCUGCUGAUGCAGCACCUGACUGCCAAGAACUGGUCCAGCUGGAGGGUAUAAAACAUUGACUUAAUGCUCUUAUAAAUCCUAGUAGCCAUGUUCACUGACACUGGAGAUGGCCUAUAUAGUAACACACAGUUGGCUUGACAACUGUUUUUGUCUGUUUAGCCUCACCUUAUCAAUGCUUUACCCACCCAGGUGCUUGUGAGCAGAUGAAUCCAAUGAUUGAUGACAAGCUGGAAGACAUUGACAGGUAAAGUGAAUUUAACUGCAGUAUAAUUAUUCAUAAUGGACUAUUAGAGGCUAUACUAUUGCAUGUCACAGUUUAUUUCUAUUGGUUAGGCAAAUAUGUUGUACAGAGUUAUUCAAAUUGUAUUUAGUUAUACCUACUUCAAAUCAAAUGUUAUUGGUCACAUACGCAUAUUUAGCAGAUGCUAUUGCGGGUGUAGCGAAAUGCUUGUGUUCCUAGCUCCAACAGUGCAGUAGUAUCUAACAAUUCACAACAAUACACACAAAUCUAAAAGUAAAAGAAUGGAAUUAAGAAAUAUAUACUUUAUAUUGACUGUAUCUGGAUGAGUACCAUGAACAUCAGCUGGACAGAACCCUGAGUCUUUGUCGUGAUGACCUGUUCUCUAUCCUCAUCUUGUCUCUCCUCUCUCCAAUGUCUUUCUCACUUUCUCCACCCCUCCCUCCCCCAUUCCCUCUCCCCUUCUCUCCCUCUCCCUGGCAGGCAACACUCUGAGCUAUCUGAGCUGAAUGUGAAGGUGCUGGAGGCCUUGGAACUCUACAACAAACUGAUGAACGAGGCACCAUUCUACACAGCCUACUCCAAACUGCAGUCCCAGCAGCAACCACAGCAGCACCAAUACACACCUGCCUCCCAAGUCCCCAUGCAGGUCAGUUAGGAGAAACAAACUAUCUAACCACUGUCACAUAUACUACAUGACCAAAAUUAUGUGGACACCUGCUCGUCGAACAUCUCAUUCCAAAAUCAUGGGCAUUAAUGUGGAGUUGGUCCACCCUUUGCUGCGAUAACAGCCUCCAAUCUUCUGGGAAAGCUUUCCACUAGAUGUUGGAACAUUGCUGUGGGGACAUGCUUCCAUUCAGCCACGAGCAUUAGUGAGGUCGGGCACUGAUGCCUGGCUCUCAGUCGGCAUUCCAAUUCAUCCCAAAGGUGUUCGAUGGGGUUGAGGUCAGGACUCUGUGCAGGCAAAUGAAAUUGUUCCACACCGAUCUCGACAAACCAUUUCUGUAUGGACCUCGCUUUAUGCACGGGGGCGUUGUCUUGCUGAAACAGGAAAGGGCCUUCCCCAAACUGUUGCCACAAAGUUGGAAGCACAGAAUCGUCUAGAAUGUCAUUGUAUGCUGUAGUGUUAAGAUUUCCCUUCACUGGAACUAAGGGGCCUAGCCCAAAUCAUGAAAAACAGUCCCAGACCAUUAUUCCUCCACCACCAAACUUUACAGUUGGCACUAUGCAUUGGGGCAGGUAGCGUUCUCCUGGCAUCCGUCAAACCCAGAUGUCUGUCGGACUGCCAGAUGGUGAAGCGUGAUUCAUCACUCCAGAGAAUGCGUUUCCACUGCUCCAGAGUCCAAUGGCGGCGAGCUUUACAUCACUCUACCCGACGCUUGGCAUUGCGCAUGGUGAUCUUAGACUUGUGUGCGGCGGCUCGGCCAUGGAAACCCAUUUCAUGAAGCUCCCGACGAACAGUUCUUGUGCUGACGUUGCUUCCAGAGGCAGUUUGGAACUCGGUAGUGAGUGUUGAUUUUUAUGCGCUUCAGCACUCGGCGGUCCCGUUCUAUGAGCUUGUGUGGCCUACCACGUUGUGGCUGUGCCGUUGUUGCUCCUAGACGUUUCCACUUCACAAUAACAGCACGUACAGUUGACCGGGGCAGCUCUAGCGGGGCAGAAAUUUGACGAACUGACUUGUUGGAAAGGUGGCAUCCUAUGACUGUGCCACGUUGAAAGUCACUGAGCUCUUCAGUAAGACCAUUCUACUGUCAAUGUUUGUCUAUGGAGAUUGCAUGGUGGCGUGCUCGAUUUUAUACACCUGUCAGCAACGGGUGUGGCUGAAAUAGCCGAAUCCAUUAAUUUAAAGGGGUGUCCUCAUACUUGUGUGUGUGUGUGUAUAUAUAGUGUACUUUCUGUUUAGGUCACCACCUCGUGAAGGCCGAGAGACUAUGGCAGUGUCCAAAAUGGCAUCCUAUUCAUAUGGUGGGCUCUGGUCAAAAGUAGUGGACUAUAUAGGGAAUAGGAUGCCAUUUCAGACGCAGACCAUGUGUUUUGUCUGCUGUGCUGUUUGUCCCUGAUGAUGGAUGUCAGAGUCCCUCCUUGGAGACGAAUGGGAGACUCCAGUGGGUCAUGCUUGGACUGUUUUACCACCUCACUUUCUGCACCGCUUUGCAAAACCCGUUUAGAAACAAUCUGUUCCUUGUUGUUUACCUAGCUGCACCUCUAGUAAUGUUGUUGGUUUUUCCAAACGCAUGUAUAGUUUAGUGGAGUAAUGCAAUGUACAGUGUACUAUGAAAUGUGUUUCAUCCAAUUUCACAUUGAACAUGGUCUCUUUUGCUCCCCCCUCCCUCUCUCAGGGUUACCCAGGUCAGCCUGGUGGUUCCUACAUGCCUCCAGGGAUGCCCCAGGGCCCCCCAGCCCAGCAGGCCUACAUGGGCUCUGACCAGCCCGGACCCCUCCACUCACUCCCCCCUAACGUCACAUCUCCCAACAGUCAGCCAUCACAGCUUCCUUACAGGUAGGCCUCUCCUCAGGGUUACACGUCUCCUCAGUAUACCAGUACUUUACAGGGUUACACGUCUCCUCAGUAUACCAGUACUUUGCAGGGUUACACGUCUCCUCAGUAUACCAGUACUUUGCAGGGUUACACGUCUCCUCAGUAUACCAGUACUUUACAGGGUUACACGUCUCCUCAGUAUACCUGUACUUUGCAGGGUUUUCACGUCUCCUCAGUAUACCAGUACUUUGCAGGGUUACACGUCUCCUCAGUAUACCAGUACUUUGCAGGGUUACACGUCUCCUCGGUAUACUAGUACUUUACAGGGUUACACGUCUCCUCAGUAUACUAGUACUUUACAGGGUUACACGUCUCCUCAGUAUACCAGUACUUUGCAGGGUUACACGUCUCCUCAGUAUACCAGUACUUUACAGGGUUACACGUCUCCUCAGUAUACCAGUACUUUACAGGGUUACACGUCUCCUCAGUAUACCAGUACUUUGCAGGGUUACACGUCUCCUCAGUAUACCAGUACUUUGCAGGGUCACACGUCUCCUCAGUAUACCAGCCCUGACUAGGCAACUAGCUAGCUAAACGGCAGCCAUUUUGUGAGGCCAUUCUUGUGUCUGCAUGUUUGUGUUUUGAGACAUCCCACUAGUGGAUUUGUGACUAUUACAUUUUUUGGGGUGGCAUUGCUCCUGUGUUAAGAGGGUUACAUGUCUGCCUUAAUGCUUGUGUUAGGCAGUAGGUGGCUAAUAUUGUACCAUUCUGUCUCUUCACCGCAGUGUACCAUAUGCACCUGCCGGAUACCCUCCACAGAUGGGUGUGGCCCCACAGAUGGACAUGUCAGCCUACCAGAAUGCCAACCUGCCUCCAGCCUCCUAUCAAAUCGCUGCUCCAUUGCAGCAGGCCCCACAGCAGCAACAGGCGUACUAUCAGCAGCCUCUCCUGUAAAGGCAGACCGUGCAGCAGCAUAUCCCCAUCAACAGACACAGUACAAUGACACAAUCAUCCCCCCCCC
Molecule: messenger RNA, 15450 nt
Organism: Coregonus sp. 'balchen'
Lineage: Eukaryota; Metazoa; Chordata; Actinopteri; Salmoniformes; Salmonidae
Source: the annotation of a GenBank genome assembly